AGGCAGUAGAACACACACAACACACACGGACACACGGACGGACACACACACACGGAGGCUAGGAGGGCUGCCCGACAACGUGCCUGAAGGACCCCGAAGGGCCCCGCAGGCUAACUAGCUCAGUGCCUGCUGGUCUAGAGCGUUGCCGGGAGGACCAGGUUCCCGGGAGGAUCAGACCUCUUAACAGUCUGGCCCUGGGAUGGCUGGAUCAAGUUCAUGCACUGAUUCAUCCAGCUAAAUACUGUGGAAAGCCAGGUCCGUACUGGGGACCCUGUAUAGGAACUAAGGGGUGAGAUGACCUCCAUCUUGCGAAGUCCUCAGGCUCUCCAGCUCACACUAGCCCUGAUCAAGCCUGAUGCAGUUGCUCAUCCCCUGAUUCUGGAGGCUGUUCAUCAGCAGAUUCUGAGCAACAAGUUCCUCAUUGUACGGAUGAGAGAGCUGCAGUGGGAAAGGGAAGACUGCCGGAGGUUUUACAGAGAGCAUGAAGGGCGGUUUUUCUAUCAGCGGCUGGUGGAGUUCAUGGCCAGUGGUCCAAUCCGAGCCUACAUCCUUGCCCACAAAGAUGCCAUCCAGCGCUGGAGAACACUGAUGGGACCCACCAGGGUAUUUCGAGCACGCCACACGGCCCCAGAUUCCAUUCGUGGGAGUUUGGGCCUCACUGACACCCGAAACACUACCCAUGGCUCAGACUCUGUGGUUUCCGCCAGCAGAGAGAUUGCAGCUUUCUUCCCUGACUUCAGUGAACAGCGCUGGUAUGAAGAAGAGGAACCGCAGCUGCGCCGUGGUCCUGUGCGCUACAGUCCAGAGCAGGGCAUCCACUGUGCAGCUGAAACAGGAGGCCCAAAACCAGACUAGUAAAGUCCUGUCAGUCUCUGAGGGGGAAUCAUGGGCUGAAGGCACUGUCUCUGCUGGACCCCAUCACCUGCCUAAAGGCCUAGCACGGCACUGCCCAGCUGCUGUCAUCUAGCUCUAUCUACCUCUUCUAUGGAAUAUUCAUGGGUAUUAAGGAAGGAUGGUGACGCCUCUUUUUAUGUGUGUUGGGGGCAGUUGAGACAGGUUUCUCUGUGUAACAGCUCUGGCUGUCCCGGAACUUGCUUUGUGAUCAGGCUGGCCUUGAACUCACAGAGAUCUGCCUGCCUCUGCCUUCCAAAUGCUAGGAUUAAAGGCGUGUGCCACUACCACCCAGCUGGUGACUCCUCUUUUUGCAAAGAAAUGUCAUCCUCAUGAAGGAGCCUGCCUGUGGACUAGCCAAGAAAAUGCAAUGACUGUGUAACUAACAUUUGAUAUGGCUUCUUUAAUAAACUCUGUGCUACUGAA
Peromyscus maniculatus bairdii (prairie deer mouse) is the source of this 1317-nucleotide messenger RNA. NCBI's taxonomy places the organism in Eukaryota, Metazoa, Chordata, Mammalia, Rodentia, Cricetidae. The record is from RefSeq and is a predicted model, not a curated record.